Messenger RNA from Mucor velutinosus, 741 nucleotides. RefSeq lists its product as uncharacterized. Gene Ontology annotation, molecular function: RNA polymerase II cis-regulatory region sequence-specific DNA binding; DNA-binding transcription factor activity, RNA polymerase II-specific. The record is from RefSeq and is a predicted model, not a curated record. Bases 1 to 741 code for a protein of 246 amino acids. NCBI's taxonomy places the organism in Eukaryota, Fungi, Mucoromycota, Mucoromycetes, Mucorales, Mucoraceae. Gene Ontology annotation, biological process: regulation of transcription by RNA polymerase II. Gene Ontology annotation, cellular component: chromatin; transcription regulator complex; PcG protein complex. The transcript is spliced from 2 exons.
AUGGAUAUUCUUGAAUUGAUUCACAUUGAAACACAACAAAAUCAAUGCAAGCCUUACAAGUGCAACAUGUUGAACUGCUUAAAAGCUUUUGGCCGUCGAUCUGAUCUCGCAAGACAUCUUCGCAUUCACACAAAUGAAAGGCCUUAUGUCUGUCAAGAAUUGGGCUGCGGAAAGAGCUUUAUCCAGCGGUCCGCCCUGAAGGUCCAUAUGAGAACCCAUUCAGGCGAGAGACCUCAUGUGUGCGAGUUUGAGGAUUGCAAAAAGAACUUUAGCGACAGUUCUUCAUUAGCUCGUCAUCGACGUAUUCAUACAGGCAACAGACCCUACAAAUGCCGUCACGAUGGAUGCAACAAGAGCUUUGCCAGAAAGACCAUUUUGACAACUCAUCAAAAAGUAGCACAUGGAUCCGCUACCAAACAUACCAUGCUUCAGUGGAGACCAUUCAACGAGAUUCCAGAAUUGAUGAAGAAGCAAAAGCGUCAAAACAGUAUUUCGUCCAUCGGUAGCGCUAUGAGUAGCCAGCCCCCUUCGCCCACGGCAACCACGACAUCGACUUGUUCAAUUGCAUCCCAAUCGCCUUCUCCUUCUCCAUCCUCACCACCACCCAAUUACCAUGCAGACUAUUUUGUGCCCCAGCAUUACCAGCAAAAGCAAAAUACCAUCUUACCAAGAUUGUAUGGCAUGGAAUACACUUUCAAGGAAAUGCCCAGUGAAUUGCCUUCGUUUUAUUUCUCUACCUAG